Messenger RNA from Exophiala aquamarina CBS 119918, 411 nucleotides. Its product is annotated as small nuclear ribonucleoprotein. The coding region runs from base 1 to 411 and encodes 136 amino acids. The transcript is spliced from 3 exons. Gene Ontology annotation, cellular component: U12-type spliceosomal complex; U2-type prespliceosome; Lsm1-7-Pat1 complex. Gene Ontology annotation, molecular function: RNA binding. Lineage: Eukaryota; Fungi; Ascomycota; Eurotiomycetes; Chaetothyriales; Herpotrichiellaceae. Gene Ontology annotation, biological process: mRNA splicing, via spliceosome; nuclear-transcribed mRNA catabolic process. The record is from RefSeq and is a predicted model, not a curated record.
AUGUCCGAACGAGGCCAUUUUCGUGGAGGUGGCAGAGGAACAGGUGGCCAUGGCGGAAAUCGGGGUGGGCGGGGUGGAGGUGGAGGGCGAGGAGGACGUGAUCAACAGUCCAAUCAACCUCAUGAAAAACCCAAAAAGGAAAACAUCCUCGACCUGACCAAGUACAUUGACAAACAAAUCAACGUGAAAUUCAAUGGAGGGAGGGAAAUUGUUGGCACAUUAAAGGGCUAUGACCAAUUGAUGAAUCUGGUGUUAGACGACGUCAAGGAAACAAUGAGAGAUGACGAGGGCAACGAGACGACAAGAUCACUCGGCCUGAUCGUGGCUCGGGGAACACUACUCGUCUUGAUCUCUCCUGUUGACGGCAGCGAGGAGAUUGAAAACCCUUUCCAGCAACCCGCAGAGGACUGA